GGGCCUUGUCAAAGAAUCUUCAUGUCGGCGUUGGCCAAGGCCCGCCGAGCGCUUGCACCGCUACUUUCUCAUCUGUCAACAUGGAUGACUCCAUCGGAGCUCGACUCACUCUUGCACGCAUACAUCCAGCCGCGCCUUACAACGUUCCGCAUCAACACGCUGAAAGUGCCGACGUGUCUGCUAAACAUUGACAGUAUUCUGCAGCCGAUAGAGUCGGCUCUGCAUGCGGUUAAAAAACGACCUCAACCUCGCCUGAAUAGGUGUGCUUGGUACCGGAAUGCAUAUAUUGUCUCGAAUCCGGCAGUUCAAGUCCGCCAUCUCGCGCAUGUGAAUCCGCACAAAGAGGGCCAGAUACAUUUCCAGUCCUUGAGUUCUAUGCUCACUCCGCUUUGCCUUGGCGCUCAACCUGGUUGGCGAGUGCUGGAUAUGUGUGCGGCUCCCGGGGGUAAAACGGCCAUGAUAGCUGAAUCUGUUGGUGCAAAUGGGCGAAUAGUCGCCAACGAGUUGGAUCCUGCCAGAGCGAAGCGCUUACAAAAGAAUAUAGACACAUUGCUCCCGCCAGAGUUGCGAGAAUGUGUUCAUGUGCGGGUUGGCGAUGGUCGUAAACUAACUCUUGCAAGUGCUGCGGACACUGCUAAUAGUUCUUCUUGCGAUCCUUUUGACGCCAUCAUGGUGGACGCCCCCUGCAGCGGAGAAGGAAUAAUUCAACUCUCGGAGCCAUCUAGUUAUCGACAUUGGUCCUUUGAAUGGGUGAAGAAGCAUGCCCGACUGCAGCAGCAGCUUCUCAGCAAUGCAUACUCGCUACUGAAACCUGGCGGCGUAUUGAUUUAUUCUACUUGCACCUUGUCACCCGAGGAGAAUGAGGCUGUUAUGGAAUGGUUUUUGGAUGCACACCAAGAUAUGGAGGUCACCGAUCUUGCGCUACCGUUUCUUUCGGCGUGGUCUGGUCGUGAUGCCAAUUUUAGACCAGGCUUAACAUCAUACAGGGGGACAUCAUUUCGUAAGGUGUUCCAACGUGCCUUACGAGUAUUUCCCAGCGUAGAAUAUGAAGGGUUUUUCGUAUGUCGAAUGCGACGUUGUCCUCAAUAUUAAACGCAAAAUAAUUGCUUUUCUAAUUUUUAAUUUCUGGAAGAACAGUUGGCUGCCGAAGAAAGGGGAU
Molecule: messenger RNA, 1159 nt
Organism: Spizellomyces punctatus DAOM BR117
Lineage: Eukaryota; Fungi; Chytridiomycota; Chytridiomycetes; Spizellomycetales; Spizellomycetaceae
Exons: 1
Coding region: 22-1092 (356 amino acids)
Biological process (GO): rRNA base methylation; maturation of LSU-rRNA
Cellular component (GO): nucleolus
Molecular function (GO): rRNA (cytosine-C5-)-methyltransferase activity
Source: RefSeq, a predicted model, not a curated record